AUGGCUUCAUCAAAUUUGCUACUUGAGACUCACUUUUUGCAUAUUCCAAAUUUGUCUCCAAAGCAGGCGAAUCUCUGUUAUGGAGUCCGUUUGGUGAACCCUUUAUCUUGUUUAGAUUGGAAGAAUAAAAUUGGGCCGAAAAGGGAUGUUUUCAUGAGAUGUCAUGGUUUGCAAAGUAGUGUGUGUAUUGACCAUGUAGAUGAUGUUGAUGAUCAUGCUGAGAGAAGCUCAGAAUUGCAUCACUUUGGUGUCGGUAAUAACUUCAGAGUUAAAGUGAAACCAAGGAAGGUUAUAGGUUUUACAGGUUUAUCAUCUGAUGGACCGCUUGUCGAGAAUGAAGAAGAGACGAACAAUGAGAUCCUUCAUAACCUGUGCAGCUAUGGGAAGUUAACAGACGCGUGCAAACUUGUCGAGGUAAUGGCACGGCAUAAUCAGGUUCCACAUUUUCCUUCUUGCAGAAACUUAGUUCGUGGCCUAGCCAAAAUCGAUAAAAUGGAUAAAGCAAUGGGUAUCCUGAGAAUCAUGGUAAUGUCUGGUGGGGCUCCAGAUACGAUUACCUAUAACAUGAUCAUCGGAAAUCUUUGCAAGAAAGGGGACUUGAGAUCUGCCUUGAAUCUCUUAGAAGACAUGAGUUUGAGUGGGAGCCCUCCAGAUGUGAUCACAUACAAUACAAUUAUUCGCUGUAUGUUCGAUGAUGGGAAUGCAGAGCAAGCCAUUGAGUUUUGGAAGGAUCAACUGCGGAAUGGUUGCCCUCCGUAUAUGAUUACAUACACAGUUUUGGUCGAACUUGUGUGCAGAUACUGUGGAAGCACUCGAGCUUUGGAAGUUUUAGAAGACAUGGCGGUGGAAGGUUGUCAUCCUGAUAUUGUUACAUAUAAUUCUCUGGUAAACUACAACUGCAGGCGAGGGAAUUUAGAAGAGGUGGCUUUGAUCAUUCAGCAUAUUAUAUCUCGUGGAUUGGAACUGAACACUGUAACUUACAACACUCUUCUACAUUCCCUUUGUUCCCAUGGGUACUGGAAUGAAGUGGACGAGAUUCUAAACAUCAUGUACCGAACAUCCUACUGUCCAACAGUUAUUACUUACAACAUCCUGAUUAAUGGUUUGUGCAAAGCUGGGCUUUUGGGUCGUGCAAUCAAAUUCUUCUACCAAAUGCUGGAGCAAAAGUGCUCGCCUGACAUUGUCACUUACAAUACAGUUCUAGGAGCCAUGUCCAAAGAGGGAAUGGUCAAUGAGGCGAUUGAGUUACUUGGAUUGCUAAGAAACACGAGUUGUUCACCGGGCUUGAUCACUUACAACUCUGUAAUCGAUGGGUUGGCCAGAAAGGGCCUGAUGGAGAAAGCAUUGGAGCUAUACCAUCAGAUGCUGGACGCUGGAAUCUCUCCCGAUGAUAUAACCCGUCGAUCAUUGAUUUAUGGUUUCUGCCGGGCAAACCUAGUUGAAGAAGCGAGUCAAGUUUUAAAGGAGACGAGCAAUAGAGGGAAUGGGAUCAGAGCUAGCACUUACAGGUUGGUAAUCCAAGGGCUAUGCAAGAAUAAAGAGAUGGAAAUGGCGAUACAGGUUGUUGAGAUAAUGCUAACAAGUGGGCGUAAACCAGAUGAGACAAUAUAUACCGCAAUAAUUAAAGGCGUUGAAGAGAUGGGAAUGGGAAGCGAGGCUGAUCAGUUGCAGAAGAAGCUGAAGGAAUGGAAACUCUUGAGAGAAAUGUAG
Molecule: messenger RNA, 1710 nt
Organism: Arabis nemorensis
Lineage: Eukaryota; Viridiplantae; Streptophyta; Magnoliopsida; Brassicales; Brassicaceae
Source: the annotation of a GenBank genome assembly